Messenger RNA from Xenopus laevis (African clawed frog), 7570 nucleotides. RefSeq names its product NACC family member 2, BEN and BTB (POZ) domain containing L homeolog (gene nacc2.L). NCBI's taxonomy places the organism in Eukaryota, Metazoa, Chordata, Amphibia, Anura, Pipidae. The record is from RefSeq and is a predicted model, not a curated record. Gene Ontology annotation, molecular function: RNA polymerase II cis-regulatory region sequence-specific DNA binding; DNA-binding transcription factor activity, RNA polymerase II-specific; DNA binding. Gene Ontology annotation, cellular component: nucleus. Gene Ontology annotation, biological process: regulation of cell population proliferation; regulation of transcription by RNA polymerase II; negative regulation of DNA-templated transcription. Bases 603 to 2342 code for a protein of 579 amino acids. The transcript is spliced from 6 exons.
UAAGGAUAUUGGACUUGUUUUCUGUGCAAGGUAUUAAAGGCAUUUUGAUAGCUACAUCGCCUCAGAUCCAGACACUGUCGGGCAGCAGUAGAAGAAGGGGGGGGCAGUGGUGGCAUACAUUAAUGGGCUCAUGUCUGACUUGAAAAAGCAUCCUUGCACUUUGUCAAGUCUCCUUUUCAAAAUCUUCACGGAGAGAUCUUAGAACUCUCCCGAUAAAAGUACAGAGGUGCUGCCUCCACCCCUCCCCAGUGGGUAUUAAAAAUUUAGCAUGCACUGUUCGCACUGCAGUAUGUACCAUACUCUGUAAUGCCCACUCAGAUCAUCUCAACAGCAGUGAUGGCACAUAAAUCGACAGAUGCAACAUGAGCGCGUGGCUCCUUCUGGCAUUUGUCUUGUCCACUUCUCUGUACGUUCACACCGGCUGCCACCCUAAAUACUGCUCUGUUUAGGCAACUGGACACCUCAAGCUUCGUAGGUAUAUCCUGAAUUUGCCAUAGAGGAAAUUUCUGGAUUUGCAUGAGCAGGAUCGUGGUAUGUAAAUGUGAACUAUCUUGGAUACACCUUUGUUGAAUGUCUGAAGAAACCAUAACAACUCCCAAGCCAUGUCCCAGAUGUUACACAUAGAAAUUCCCAAUUUUGGGAACACAGUAUUGGGCUGUUUGAAUGAGCAGCGGCUAAUGGGGCUUUAUUGUGACGUCUCCAUCCUAGUGAAAGGACAAUCGUUCAAGGCGCACCGUGCAGUGCUGGCUGCUAGCAGCUUGUACUUCAGAGAUUUAUUCAGUGGGAACAGCAAAAGUGCAUUUGAGCUUCCAGCCACUGUCCCCCCAGCAUGCUUUCAGCAAAUACUCUCAUUUUGCUACACUGGGAAGCUCACAAUGGCUGCAAGCGAACAGCUUGUGGUCAUGUAUACUGCGGGAUUCCUCCAAAUCCAGCACAUUGUAGAACGUGGCACAGACUUGAUGUUCAAAGUGAGCUCGCCCCAUUGUGACUCACAAACAACCAUGAUUGAGGACACCAGUUCAGAGCCCCAAAGCCCCUGUAACCAAACACAACCUCCAUCUGGACCCUAUGUCAUGUCUCCUUCCAUGCCCAUCCCUCUUUUGACCCGAGUGAAAAAUGAGAGCCUAGAACUACAACCCAUUGCCGUGCCGAACUUGCCGGUCAAGAGACCAGUGGAAACACAAAACAGAGACAAUGGAGGCUCCAUUUCUACUGCUAAUCAACAAAAGCUUUCCCGCUUGUCUUACUAUGGUAUGUCCAGCUUGGCAGCCCUCUUCCCCAAUGUGCAGCAAGUGCAGUAUUCCCAAGGGGAACGUACAAGCCCUGGAGCAAGCAGUAUUCCAACCACUGACAGUCCUACUUCUUACCACAAUGAAGAGGAUGAAGAAGAUGAUGAGGCCUAUGAAACUAUGGUGGAGGAACAUUAUGGACAGAUAUAUAUGAAAUCCACAAGUGGCUAUUCAGGACAGGAGAAAACAGAUCAGAUGCCUGUAUUGGAGAACCGUUCUUGUGUCCUGAUCCGUCGGGAUUUGGUUGCGCUUCCUGCUAGCUUGAUAAGCCAGAUCGGAUACCGAUGUCACCCGAAACUGUAUUCAGAAGGAGAUCCCGGGGAAAAGCUGGAACUUGUGGCUGGUUCUGGGGUUUAUAUCACCCGCGGUCAGUUGAUGAAUUGUCACCUUUGCGCUGGGGUCAAACACAAGGUCCUUCUGCGAAGGCUUCUCGCCACAUUCUUUGAUCGGAACACCCUUGCAAACAGUUGCGGUACAGGGAUUCGAUCAUCAACGAGUGAUCCCAGCCGGAAGCCCCUGGACAGUAGAGUCCUCAAUGCUGUGAAGUUGUAUUGCCAGAAUUUUGCUCCGAAUUUUAAGGAGAGUGAGAUGAAUGUCAUUGCCGCGGACAUGUGCACCAACGCACGUAGGGUGCGCAAACGCUGGCUUCCCAAGAUCAAAUCCAUGUUGCCCGAUGGUGUGGAGAUGUACCGAUCUGUGAUGGGUGCCACAGCACCUAGCGUCCCAUUGGAAUCCGAUUUCCAGCCGAGUCCAGCCCAAGCUUUCGAGCAGAGAAUCUAUGCAGAGAGAAGGAGUGAUUCUAACACCAUAAUGUCUGUGAGAACUAACACUUCAAAUAUGGACCUCACAAAUGGGUCCAACCCUGCAUUUGAACAGAGCGAAGAGGCAGAAGGUGCAACGGGAUCAGUCAUCCAAGAGGUAGGUGGCACAGAUCCAUUGGUGUCUGAUGCCCAGGAAAGCCCUGCACCACCCUUCGAAGAAGACACUGGCUCCACUAGCAGACCAGAGACCCCGGUGCGAAGGCAGGAUGCUGCUUACAGUGGAACUUUAUAAAGAGAGUUCCGGAAAGAACCUCUUAAAGGGAUGUGUAGUUCUACAACUGCUUCGCAUGCGUUACUAAUACAAAACAGAAAAAAAUGUGAUUGGCCACUUACCUUCAGAACUGCUACUGUUGCCUGAAAACAAUGUGAUUUUUAUUCUGCUUGUAUUUAAAACAAAAAUAGAAAAAAAAAAACAAAGAAAUACUACUUUAUGAGAGAAAUAAUAGCAUUCAGUAUAAUGUAAAUGAUAAAGAAAUAAUAAUAAUAAUAACGGGCUCCUUUUUAAUAUAACAGAAUUUACUGUAUAAAAUUGCCGCUCUUUUACGUUCGUUUUAUUUUUUACCAGCAUGUUUUCUGAAAUUCGCUGUUAUUCAUUAGGUCGCUCAUGAAAAGGACGACUGGUCAUUGAAUAAACCCCUUUCCUACUCGGGGAGAGUGUGCAGGGCAUUUGAGAGGACAUAUAUAUGUAAAUAUAUGUUGGUGAGGUCCGUUUACUAAAGUGUGCAAUUUCAUGCCUCUCCUGUAAUAUAUUUUGUUUCAGGAUUUUGAUUUGUGGUAUUCCUAAUGUGGUAUACCAAGAAGCGGCAUUGAGUUAAUAGCGAGGUGCCAUGCCCAACAAGUAGCUAUUUUGGGUGGUUUGUUCUUUUGUGCGGAAUUUGUGAGGUUUUCUUCACACCAUUUUUUUUAGCAAAUUUUCUGUCUUACGGGUUUUGUGUAAUGUCACAGCAAAAACUGGAGCAGUAAUCCCCAUUAAUACUGGCUGUCAUGUAAAUCCAUAAUAUAAUCCUUAAUGUAGCUGUCAGGCCAAGAGAAAGCAAGAGCUUUUUAUUCCUAUAAAGUAGGUAACAGCUAUAUGUGACAUAGAGAAAAACCUCAGUUACUAAGGUUGGGAGAAGAUACCUGUCCACCAAAUCCCCCCACUUACCUGCUGUUUAGAUGUAACACUGAUUUAAUGCUUAUUUAAUGUACAAUCUACAGCAUCGGGUUCCCUUUUUUUGCCAACAAAUGAGUAGAAACUUUUUAGUGAUACAUAUUUUAUUAGCUUCCCCAGUUAAUAUCUGAUUGGGAAAGUUUGCAAAUUAUUUAGGGGAGGGCAGCAUCAAGCUAAUUUGUGGAUGUCCAACAGGUCUCCACAGGCCCCCGCUCCAUAUUGCCAAAUCCACCAGUGUAUGGCCAGGUUGAAUUACAAAUUUUGAUUGAGUAAAUACUAUGUUGUAACAGUGAAGGAGAAAUAUAGGAAAGCUGGGAAAAAACAUUUUGACUACUGUAUACUAAUGUCACCAUUCAAAUUUUACCCCCUGUAAACUUUUUGGUGUCAAUGUUUUUGAAUCUCACUUUAGUAAACGGAUCCCUAAAGCCUCGGGUAUAUGUGCACCUUAUAAACAUUUUAGAAAACACUUUAGACAUUAGGCUUGAAGGAGCUGAUGGUAUAUUUCUUUAGGUCUUUAGGGGCAGAAAAUAUUUGCCCUGCUGUACUAGUGAAAUGUAGUCCCCCACUGAUUUGCACAGACUACUAAAUAAAUGCCAUGAUGGUGUAGUCAUGGUAGAUGAUUUGGAGGGGAGUGAAUGAACUCAGUAUUUUCCUUGCGAUGUAUGUGCCAAGAACUGCUUCUUUUUCUUCCAACUGUCAGAUGGCAAGUACUGACCCUAUCUUCCUGUUCCAUUUUCAUAAAGAUGAUAUCAUAAUGUGGUAGUGUUGACAUAUGGUUUGCCCCGGUUAAGCUCAGAGCUUUCGAUUUGCCAUGAGUUACUGAACUGUUAAUGACACUCUAAGAAUUCCAUUUUGGGCCUUUGAAAGAGUAGACAGAAAUCUAGUGGAUAUGCCUUGAAUAUCAAUUUGGGGAUCUGACAGCACAGCAAAUCGGGGUAAUGGGUUUGAAAACCCAACUGAUGGAUAAUUCAAGAAUAGUCCUCUAGUUAAAAGAUUCAGAGUUCACCUUUUUGGCUUAAUGUUUGUCCUUUGGGAGGAUUUAAACUUUUAAGGCAUUUUUGUUUUAAAGGAUCCUUUCAUUUGUAUUUUCUACUUCUAGUUUAAAAUUUGUUGGAAUAAACAGGCAUCCCAGUUGCGCUAACAAGGCAACAUUCGUUUUUUUUUUUGUCUUUAACAAAGCAACGGAUACAUUUUAGAAGUUCCUUUUAAUUUCCGGGGACAUUCCGAAGUCCUUAGACAUAAACAGGGUAGGGAUUAGCAGAAACAAGUGGAUAGAUAAGUCGACAGGUCUGAGUUCAGCAAAAACGGCCUCUGGUCAAACGUGCUUCCCACAGACAAUUUUAAAUCCAAAUACUCUUUGAUUGUACUUCCACUUUAAUUAGUUCUUUAUACCUUAAAUUCUUGUAAGCUCUGUUGUUUCCUAAAGGAUAUAGAUUUUCAUUUUAUUUCCCCCCAUAUUUUUGGAACAUUUGAUUUUGUGAUGAGAUGAAGUAAUUGUUUGAAGGAGAAUUAAAGCAUACUAAUACUUAGCACUAAAUUUAUUAAAAUUCAGAGGGAAGUAUUUUGCUCUGAUUUGAGAAAACUUUAGCCUUUUUGAAUUCAAUUGGAUUGAAUAUGAAUUGAAUUUUUACGUUGAGAUUUAUCAAUUGAUCAAUGGGAGGUGUAUUUUAAAAAAUUCAAGCGGUUAUAGUCUUAAACAGUCAAGAGUUUUGUGAUUGGCAAUUGGCAUUUAACAUUUACACAUUAAAAUGUAAAAAGCCAGUGCCCUUGACCCACAUGUAAUGACGCAGGCAUGAAUGAUGCGUGUGCAAGUCUUCACUGGGCAGUGAUACUCAAGCGCCGUGCUGCAGGCAAAAGGAGAAGUGAACCAUCCAAACAGGUGUAGACUUCAAUCGAGGUACAGAAAUGGUGGAGAAGGAGAUACUGAUGAAAUCACAUUAUAUUAUUUCAGUGGGUCCUUAGAGGAGCAUUACUGACUUUGAGGUUUUCUUUAGGGAUACACAGAAUCCACUAUUUUGGAUUCAGCCGAACCUCUGAAUCCUUCGUGAAAGAUUUGGCUGAAUACUGAACCGAAUUUGCAUAUGCAAAUCAGCACCAAGAAGGGAAAAAAGAGAACUGAGCGCUCGGUUAGAAAUUUAUAUACUUCCUUGUUUUGCAACAAAAAGUCACAUGAUUUUAAAGAUUCUGAUUUGGUUAGAAUCCUGAUUUGGUUAGACCAGGAACGAAUCUUGCUGAAAAAGGCCGAAUCUUGGCCGAACACUGAACCAAAUCCUGGAUUUGGUGCAUCCCUAGUUUUCUCUACAAGAAACUGAUAGCAAGUUAUUUGGGGUAUCUGGGCUUGUUGUCAAUUAGAAAAUUCUUGCAGAGUAGGGAAGAAAAGUUUAGUGGUGAUACCAUAUAGACAAAAAGUCUUUAAUUUUGACCAAAUUAUAAAUACUAUCAAAACCAUUAUUUUCUCCAAGCCCAUAAGGCAAGGAAUAUAGAAAAUAGAUUUUGAUUUCCCAGAUAUUAUUACUAGUUAUUAGGCUUUAUUUCAGUUUGCCCAGUCUGCCUAGAUAGAUAAGACCAUCAUUCAUUUAGCGUAAACCAGGCUCGUAUGUCACAGUUCAUAAACUUUUUGUCCCUUUAAUACAGCAAUAUCAGCCAAGUCUUGUACUUUUUCUGCCAAGAGUUGUAGAGUGCCAAUGGUGUCCAACGAUGGUCGAGUUUUCUAUGGUCAGGUGACUUACUGUAUGUUGUAAUGUAUCAAAGAUAUCAACCUGUUUUAUCCAAUACUUGUCCUAUUAUCUUUUAAGGAUUAUGCACAAAAAAGUAGAAGGACCAAAAAGCUACCCAAUAAAUGAACACUGGCAAGUAUUUAGUCAGCUACAAACCUGUCCAUGCUUUAGGAACAUGAAAAGCGGUGGGUCUAGCUAACAAUAGGCAGACUCUUUGCCUUUUGCUAAUGAUGCCAUUAGCGGUUCUUUCAAGGAAAGGUUUAGAAAAUGAAUAUAUCAAGGUUUUCAGAAAAGGGUAUUAAGCAAAAGGCACAAGUGAGUAGAUGUUAAUUUGGGAACAUGAGGUACUAGCCUUGCAGAUGGUAUCUCAAGGUUGUUACCUGCAGUGCAGGUAUUUAUAUUGUAUUAGAAGAUAAAAAAGCCAAAACGGUAUUAAUCUGCAGCUUCUAAACACUGAAAGAGCACUUAUAUAUUCUGCUGUAUUGGGGCAGAUGUAGACAUUUUUGUUGGUUUUUUUUUAUUUUUAAACCAGUCCUAAUCUGUGAAGUGGGAUUUUUAGAAGAUGGCUUUGAAUGUAAGGGGAAAAAAAUCAUUCUGACUUGUAUGUGUUUAUUGAAAUUCCCCCGAUUUGCAGUAAAACUGUAGGCCUAUGUAAAAUAGAAUUAAUGCUUUGUAUAGACUGCAUGUUAGGGAACGUAGACAAAAUGACAGGCACCUUGCACAAUGGGGUGGGGGCGAAAAAUACAAAAACAGAAUAUAUAUUUUUUAUUUAGUGCAUUUCUUCCUGUGUAUAUAUUUUUUGGAGUAGGAAAGCAGGAGGUGUAAGAAAAAUCAUUACAAAAUGUGAAUGGUAACGGGCUUGCUGUUGUCGGAUGCACAAGAGCGAGGUAUUUGCACUACUUUUUUUUUGCGUGUGGGGGGAUUAAUGAUAUUUGAUAGGGCUGUGUGGAUGAUUUGUAUUUUAUAAGGACAACGGGGUGGGAGAGAAGUAGAGGAAUCCUGGUGUGGUCAGAAACUGGGCAGAAUACGCUGGGUGGUGGCCUCUCUGGCGCACGCAGGAAUUAAAGUACUGAACGCACAGCGCAGUUGAGCAGUCUUUGAAUUGGACGGUGCUUUCUGGAGUGCCUUAGAGGUUUUUAGUAUUCCAAGGACAAUUGUUGAGUCUCUCUGUAUCUGGGAGCAGCCGGCAAAUUAAUCUUCCUGUUAACGAAGGGAUUUACAAAAAAACUGACUAAUAUUCCUUCCGUUUACAAGAGUUCGUCAAAAAUCCAACACUGGCGAGUCUAGUAGUGAGUCCUAUUGUCCGAAUUGGAUUGUACCUUCUUUUUUUUCCCCCCUUUUCUCUUAUGCUUGACUGUUAGCAAUAUAAAGUAUUUGCAUGAUGAAUGAUGCACCUUUUUCAAUUUUAUUUUUCCCCUCUUUAAAAUGUUACGAGCAGAACUUUUGGAUUUUACCGUUGAACAAGGUUGACUUACGAUGAAUCUGAAACACUCUCCUUUCUCUGUAGUUUGUACUCCUCACAUGUAUUUACACUGUACUGAUUGUUUUCAAGUUAUGCUGCAUUAUUAAAAGGGCACCAUGACCUCAAGUUUC